This is a messenger RNA of Phlebotomus papatasi, 1789 nucleotides long. Its product is annotated as PR domain zinc finger protein 5-like. The transcript has 2 exons. Bases 83 to 1723 code for a protein of 546 amino acids. Gene Ontology annotation, molecular function: zinc ion binding; RNA polymerase II cis-regulatory region sequence-specific DNA binding; DNA-binding transcription factor activity, RNA polymerase II-specific. Gene Ontology annotation, cellular component: nucleus. Lineage: Eukaryota; Metazoa; Arthropoda; Insecta; Diptera; Psychodidae. The record is from RefSeq and is a predicted model, not a curated record.
GCAGUCGUUGAUUUAAAGCGGCAAUGGAUAAAGAGCAGUGAUAUUAAUUCUCGUAUUUACACAAUUAUAAGUGACGACAAAUAUGUCAAUAAACAAGGACUUACCAGGAUUAGUAGAUAGUAAACUCUUUAUAAAAACAGAAAUUGAAACAGAAGGACAUGAAUUGUGUCGUUUGUGCGUUGCAAAUUCCUUACAAUAUUCGUCAAUAUUCCUUGACAAUCUUCAUCUAUCUCUCAGGACAUACCUUGGAUUACAGAUAGAAGAAACGGAUAAUUGGCCUAAGUUCAUUUGCCGAAAAUGCUUCGAUACGGCAAAUGUAUGCGUGGAAUUCAUCUCAACGAUACGGGAAAGCGAAUCCACUUUGAAAAGUAUAUACGGAGAUUUAAGAGAUUUGGACAGAAAACCUGGCAUUGAAAUAGUAGAUAUAAGGUCAGUCCCUCAAUAUGAAUUUGAGGUGAAAAGGGAAGAGGUAGAUGAAGAGGUUCCUUCGAGGAGGAGGUCCGUGAGAAAGGUAGUAAAAAAGCCCAUCAAGACAUCACCAAAGAAGAGAGGACGACCUCGGAAGCAUAAGAUCCCGGAUGAAGAUUUAGUAAAACACGAAUCAGAUGCACUGUUCUUAGAGUCUCACUCUUCAAAUCUGAUAGUUAAGUCGUCCCCAGUGUCUGACUCUCAACCAGAAUCGCCAUUUGUUCAAAACGAUGCAAGUGAAGAUGAGAAAAUUGAAGAGAAACCAGGAAAAAUUACCCGUAAGAAAUUAGACAUCUCAGAGUAUACAAGGAAGGUUGAAGAAUUUUUUAAGAUGGACUGUGACAUAUGUGACCAAUCAUGCAAUACACUACCAAAUCUACAAAAUCACUACCGUACAGUUCACAAUCGAAAAGGAUAUGUGAUGUGCUGCAAUAUAAAGCUCAAUCGACGAUCGAAAGUCCUGCAACAUUUGGAACUUCAUAAAAAUCCAAAUGCCUUUCAGUGCACCCAAUGCUCAAAGACAUUUAAGAAUAAGGAGGGUUUGCAAUUGCAUACAGUAAACAGUCAUACUCCCAAAGAACUUCAUAAGUACAAAUGCUCCAAAUGUCCAAAAACAUUUAUGAGUCCCUUUCGAUUUAAUGCCCAUUCCCUUGUACAUGUUACUGAAGAGGAAAAGGAUCAUAUUUGUCCGCACUGCAAUAAGGCAUUUCCAGCAAAAGCCAAUCUUCGCAAUCACAUUAAAAAUAUGCACGAAGAAGUGGAUUAUCAUGUCUGUGAAAUCUGCGCAAAAAUGUUCAAGAGCAAGGAUUUCCUACGCCAUCUGACAACCCAUUCAGACGAGAAGGUUGAAAAAACUCUUCCAUGUCCAAUAUGUGGCAAAUUAUUCCGGUACAAGAGUCAACUGAAUCACCACAUUGAACGUCACAAUGAUUCUGGUCAGGUAUUUCGAUGUCAUCUUUGCAAUAAGGAAGCACCCAAUAAAUCUGCUUUGCAGAAACAUAUAAGAUUUGUUCACAUCCGCGAAAAGAAACAUAAAUGUAAUCUCUGUGAAAGUGCUUUUAAAACACCUUUGGGAUUGCGAGAACACAUGGCAACUCAUACGUCUAAUCAAAUCCUCUACACCUGUCUCUUCUGCCCCAAACAAUUCAACAGCAAUGCUAAUAAGUACGUUCAUCAGAAACGGAAGCAUCCUGUGGAAUAUGAGGCCAUGAAGAAUAAAAAGGAAACUGGAAAUCUCCAUAACAUGGAAUCAUAAGUCGGACAGUGCUGAAAACCGGACACAUCAAAACUCGAAGUAUAAAAGACGGUUGUGGCAUACAAA